GCCGUAGUCUUUUCCGCAUCCGGCAUCCCCACCUGUUCUCCACUGGCACGCGCAUCUCCCCGCAGAAUCUGCCGGACUCUGAAACCCCACGCAGACACAGCUCCGCUCCGCCCUCACCCGGCCACCUCCUCCCACCCACCGCCGCCGGCGGAGCCAUGGAGGUCGGCGGCGAGGAGUUCGCGGUCGGCGUGGUGAUCUCCGCGAAGACCACCCUCGGGGAGGAGUUCGAGGGCCAGAUCGUCUCCUUCGACCGCCCGAGCAACCUCCUCGUCAUCCAGGAGGGCGUGGGCAGGGCGGAGAGGGGCGAGCGGCGGAACGUGAGGGUGCUCAAGGCCAACUACAUCCAGGAGUUCUCCGUCGUCGGAAAGUACGACGACCCGCUCGACCCGGCUGGCUGUGUGCUCGACCUCGCCGCCAUCCACGCCAGGGAGGAGGCCGCCCUCAGGCAAGCUGAGAUUGAAGCUGAGAGAAUUGGUGUUGGUGUCACCCCAGAAGCUCAAAGAUUAUUUGAUGCAUUGUCGAAGACGCUUCCAGUUCAUUGGGACAAGACCGACAUUGUUGUAAUGAAGGAGGUUCGUGUAUGCAGUCCCUACCUGCCUGAAAAUGUCAGCGGCGGAACAUCAGCUGCUAAUGAACGGGUUAAGAAAGUGCUGGACUUUGAGAGGAAAAGACAACAUGUGCGUGUACCUGGCCAAUUCUAACUUGUUCGACUUGACAAUUUUCCACCUCAACUCCUGCUGUGAUCUGUUUCUAAAUCCGACCUUAUUCGUCCAGUUUCAUCAGUUGAAUUUUCUAAAAAUCUGUUUCAGCAUGCCGUUCUCACAAACUACCACACUAGCAAGCUUAUUGAUACUCUGCUAUUAGAUGCCGUAUGUGGUGGUGAAUAAUUGCAGCACGCCGUGCUGAUAAUUCUGUGGCUGAUAGUGAAAGGUUGUGUGGCUGAAGCAAACUAAGGAAAGAAAAUAGAUUGGUGGCACUGAAAGAAUAGGAAGUUGUAUUAACAACUAAGAAAAGAUGCGGAGCAAAGCCAAAACUGAAAAUUAGUCUCUCAGACUUUGUAUUACUCUUCCUGGUGGAAUAAUAUUUCCAGCUUGUGAUGUUGUA
Messenger RNA from Triticum urartu, 1104 nucleotides. The record is from RefSeq and is a predicted model, not a curated record. Lineage: Eukaryota; Viridiplantae; Streptophyta; Magnoliopsida; Poales; Poaceae.